AUGAAUGGCACAUCAGAAAGCCUUCUCCCCAUCGCCGAAAGGGAGGAGGAAGUGAAGCUGAGAACAUGUAUCUACAACCUGGCAAUCAUAGCAGCACCGCAGGUAGUAUCAAUGGUAUUGAAUUACCUACCACAGACCAUCAACGUUUUAUUCAUCAGUAGAUUGGGCGACGCUGACAUGUUAGCAGCAGUUGGUCUUGCUAACCUAGUCUUCAACAUAGGGGGAGUGUCCUGUGGGUAUGGCAUAAACCAGGCAAUAGAAACUCUAGUAUCGCAGAGUCGUGGGAACAGUGGGCAUCGGUUGGCUUCGAUACACAUGGCCAAAGGGAUGUGUAUAGGCCUGCUCUUAUCAACAAUCCUAUUCAUCGUCCUACAAUUCACUGAGAUCGUCCUCAAAUUCCUUGGCCAGGAUCCUGUGGUGGCUAGACAUGCUAUGGAUUAUCAGCACUCCAUGUACGCUAUAAAGCAUCGUAUUGAUGGUAUGUCUGUUGAAGGUACUCUGGUGUUACCUAUUGGUUACACCAUCAUCAGCUAUACCUCGAGAUGCUCUACCAACAUUCACUCGGAGUAUGUUCUAUGGAUGGUGGGAAUACCUCAAGAUUGGUAUACCUUCUAUGAUUACCUUAUGCUCCGAAUGAUAGUCGGCCUCCUCCAGGACUCAGCUCAGCUCGCUGCCCAUGUAUCUGUAUGUAACGUGUCAGUGCUGAUGUUCAUGGUCAGCUAUGGUCUACAGGCAGGCCUCAGUGCCAAGAUUGGUGCAGCGGUGGGCUCUGGCAACUUGUAUCUGGCGAGGAUGUAUUGCAAGUGUGCAACCCUUAUGGGAGGAUGUAUGCUUGUCGUUAUUGAGCUCACCCUCAUCACCUUCCGGAGCACCAUCGCGAGUUUCUAUGCGGCCCGCGAGCCAGAGGUAUCAGGAUACCUCACAGUUCUGAUCUUCCCCUAUCUUGGCAUACAAGAGGUUUUUGAUUUUGCCCAGGCUUGCAUGCAAGGAGUCUUCAAGGGCCUAGGUAUCCAGCGGUAUGCGGCAGUAGUAAACCUCUGUUCGUAUUAUCUCUGCAUGUUGCCAUUGGGUUACCUCCUCUGUAUACAUUUCGAGCUCGGUGUAUAUGGGAUGUGGAUGGCGUUCAUUGUCAGCGUUGCUGGUGUAGCAUCAUCAUAUUCUAUAAUACUCAGAAGUACUGACUGGUCGAAGCACAUGGAUGCGGCUCACGUUAGAAUUAAGAGAGCUUUGUGA
Molecule: messenger RNA, 1233 nt
Organism: Perkinsus marinus ATCC 50983
Lineage: Eukaryota; Perkinsozoa; Perkinsida; Perkinsidae
Product: multidrug resistance pump, putative
Exons: 14
Coding region: 1-1233 (410 amino acids)
Biological process (GO): transmembrane transport
Cellular component (GO): membrane
Molecular function (GO): xenobiotic transmembrane transporter activity; antiporter activity
Source: RefSeq, a predicted model, not a curated record